AUGCUGAUGAUGAUGGGAUCUUCUAGUGCCUGGGGAAAGACUCAUUUCCUGCCAGUGCCGAAAGCUGGGCACAAUGGAAAACCAGUAGUUGGACAAAAUGUUCACUAUGUACAGAAUCACUUUAUUGUGGUACCGUUCCUACAUCGUGGAAUUAUUGUGUACUCCAUCAGCAAAAAGUUGAAUAAACUCUGGAAGAUAACACCAAGAAUACCUCGAAUUGGUUCAUCAUCAUUGUCCACAAAUGGCAAGUUUCUGGCCAUUUCAAAUCUUCAAGACGGGGUCUUGAAACUUUUGAUAGGGUACAAUGAGCUACAAACAGUGUGUGUAUGGGUAGAAGCCAGUGAUGAGACAAUGUCAAAAAAGCCCACUCACAACUCCCAAGAAACAGCAGAAAGAGAAGCUUCAGAUAAAAAUGCUGCAGACAAGUUGGAUGUCACUUCAGAGGCACACAAGGACAGCAACUUGCACAUUGAAUUGCCUGAUCUUGCAGAAACUGGGAGUAAAUCUGUAAAACCCACUGCCAGGAAUGAAUCAGAAAUUGGAAGAAGUGGCUGUAUUGGCCUAAUUACCUGCUUUGCUUUGCUAGUCACCAUUAUUGCUGUCCUGUUGAUGAUGCAAAUCCUAGAAGAAGAUGGAAUGGGAACGCUUGAAGAAAUAGUAGAGGCAUUAGUACCGGAUAUUGAUGUGGAAGUAAAAUAA
Messenger RNA from Serpula lacrymans var. lacrymans S7.9, 699 nucleotides. RefSeq lists its product as uncharacterized. Bases 1 to 699 code for a protein of 232 amino acids. The transcript has 6 exons. Lineage: Eukaryota; Fungi; Basidiomycota; Agaricomycetes; Boletales; Serpulaceae. The record is from RefSeq and is a predicted model, not a curated record.